Molecule: messenger RNA, 1815 nt
Organism: Pochonia chlamydosporia 170
Lineage: Eukaryota; Fungi; Ascomycota; Sordariomycetes; Hypocreales; Clavicipitaceae
Product: peroxisomal copper amine oxidase
Exons: 3
Coding region: 1-1815 (604 amino acids)
Biological process (GO): amine metabolic process
Molecular function (GO): primary methylamine oxidase activity; copper ion binding; quinone binding
Source: RefSeq, a predicted model, not a curated record
AUGUUGUGGCAGUCACAAAGUCCGGACGGGUUCACUCUGGUUGACCUCGACCGCACCAUCAUCACGAAAUGGGAAGCCCUGGAUGACGUACAGCCCAUGAUUAUCCUCGAGGAGAUGAUCAAUGUGGAACACAUCCUCCGAAAAGAUCCCAGGGUUAUUGAGCAAUGCGGUAUCCUGGGCAUCCCGCCCGAGGACAUGCACAAAGUAUACUGCGACCCGUGGACAAUCACCUCUGACGAGCGUUAUGGCACCAAGAUUCGGGCACAACAAGGACUCUUGUAUUAUCGACCACACAUCGACGACAGCCAAUACGCAUUCCCACUUGACUUCUUCCCCAUAUUCGACGUCAACAAACAGGAGCUCAUCGACAUUGAGAUUCCCCCUGUCCGCCGUCCAUUGAGCACCGCAAAGCCCAACAACUAUCACGUCCCAGAUAUCGAACGCGAGAGCGGCUACCGACAAGACUUGAAGCCCAUUCACAUCACUCAGCCGGAGGGUGUCUCCUUUACCGUAGAAAACCGCGUCAUUAAGUGGCAGAACUGGUCCAUCCACGUGGGCUUCAACUACCGUGAAGGCAUCGUCCUCAACAACAUAACCUUCUUCGACAAAUUUGAGGGCAAACAUCGCCCGUUAUUCUAUCGACUAUCCCUCGCCGAGAUGGUUGUUCCAUAUGGAAACCCAGAACACCCGCACCACCGCAAACAUGCGUUUGACAUUGGCGAGUAUGGCGCAGGCUACAUGACCAACUCGCUCGCCCUUGGCUGUGACUGCAAAGGCGCAAUCCAUUACAUGGAUGCUCAUUUCCCGACCCAGAGCGGUCAAAUUCGAACCAUCAAGAACGCCAUUUGCAUCCACGAGGAAGAUGCCGGGAUUCUGUUCAAGCAUACUGACUUCCGCGACGACAGCACCAUCGUGACUCGCGCAAGAAAACUCAUCAUUUCGCACAUUUUCACUGCCGCGAAUUACGAGUACUGCGUCUAUUGGGUGUUUCUUCAAGACGGAACAAUCCAACUGGAUAUUAAACUGACUGGUAUUCUCAACACCGCCAGCCAUACCCCUGGCUCAGACACCUACGGCUACGGCAACGAGGUCUACACCGGUGUCAAUGCACAUAACCAUCAGCACCUCUUCUGUCUUCGUAUUGAUCCAAACCUGGAUGGCCCUGACAACACCGUCUUCCAGGUUGACGCCACGAAAUCCAAACUGCCGGUUGGGUCUGAGCACAACAAGUACGGCAACGCCUUUUACGCCAACAAGACCAAGUAUGCCACGGCGGCGGAAGCCCAGGCCGAUUACGAAGGCUCCAGCAGCCGCACCUGGGAUAUUGCCAACGAAAAUAAACUCAACAAGAACAGUCACAAGCCUGUCGCUUAUAAACUUGUAAGUCGCGAAGUCUCACCAUUCUUGCCGCAGGAAGGCGGCCUAGCCUGGAGAAGGGCCGGAUUUGCACGCCACACCAUCCACGUCACAAAGUAUCAAGAUGACCAGCUGUAUCCCGCGGGUCGCCACGUGCCUCAAACUUCGGGAACCCCAUCCAGGGGACUUCCGGAAUGGAUUGCCCAGAAUCCUGCCGAGAACAUUGCCAACACAGAUAUUGUGGUUUGGCAUACCUUUGGCGUCACGCAUUUCCCCACGCCUGAGGAUUUUCCAAUCAUGCCUGCAGAGCCAAUCUCGUUGCUGCUGAGACCAAGAAACUUUUUCGAAAGGAAUCCCUGCAUGGACGUUCGUCCGUCCUACGCCAUCACGCCUAGUGAAGUGCUCGCAGGCAAGGCGGCAUGUAAAUGCACACCAAGUGAUGGAAGUGCCCAAGUGUGA